Mytilus californianus (California mussel) is the source of this 4738-nucleotide messenger RNA. Its product is annotated as EF-hand domain-containing family member B-like. NCBI's taxonomy places the organism in Eukaryota, Metazoa, Mollusca, Bivalvia, Mytilida, Mytilidae. The coding region runs from base 169 to 1938 and encodes 589 amino acids. The transcript has 9 exons. The record is from RefSeq and is a predicted model, not a curated record. Gene Ontology annotation, molecular function: calcium ion binding.
UUGUUGCCAGGGCAUUGUCAACAAAAGAGGAAAGGGGAGCAAAGUGGCCGUAUCUUUUUACAAUAUAUUGUAGCAUCUAUGCUAUAGAAAGAUUGAUAGAUGUUACAGUUUUUUUCUUGAAAGAGGAGAUAAAAAUUUCGCGCAAGAAGAACAACACCACUGAUCACAAUGUCUUCUGAAACGCAAGUUAGGCUACCCAGUCUUAAUGGGGGCAUAUACACUGGCAAAUUUAAGGACUGGUCACCAACUGUUCGUCCAGCUGGGAAGCUGACAGUAUCAGGAGAUACUGCUGAACUCUGUAUGAAACCUAAAAAUGAUAGGCCUCCAUCAGCUGACAUCAUUCGUAGAUUUAGAGCCACUGUUCGUCCUGAUGCUGGCCAAAUGAGGGUGUUUUAUGGAAGAGCUCAGGACCCUCACUUACAAUGGGCAGCUGAAAUGACACAUGGCAUCAAUACAACAUCAUCAAACACGGCUGGAGAACUUGCCAAUCCACCUCCAAAAACACUUUUUAAUCAAAGAAAAUUAGACAGAAAAGAAAAUAUUUAUGCCAGCCAUAUUAGAGCUCCUCUUGGUAUAUCACAUGAGCAGUCACAUGGUUUACCUAGAGGACUCAACAGGGACCAGUUUACAUUUGGAAUUCCUACAGAGUUAGAUAUUGGUGCUGGUGGUUUGAUUAAUCCUAACAAGACAUAUGCUGAAGUUGAGGCAGAAUCUGCAGUUGGCAUGGAAUUGUACAGAGAAACACACAAAAACUUUGAUGUUGGAGAAAAACUUCACCGUGGAUAUACUUCACCUAGUUUCUUCCCAGAGAAAAAAUUUGGCAUUCCAACACCUCACAAUAAUGAAGGAAUCAAAGUAAAGAAAACACUAAAAUGGAUGCAUGAAACAGAACAAGAAAAGGCAACAAAACUGGUAUCCAAACGUGUAGAUGACUUUAGAGAAAGAUCACAACCCCAACUUGGAGCAGUGCAUGAUCCAAUUAAAGAUACUCUCAAAGUUGGACCUGAUCACACCUAUGGUAUAUUAGCGAAACCUGAUGAGUAUGGCGCUGGUGACCUAAUGCAUGGUCGUGCUCCAGCUGAUUAUCUUAGAGGGAAGGACAGACAGAGGGGAGUCCUAGCUGCCAUUAGACAACAUCUAAAGAAAGCCAAUUUUCAUAAUUUUACUGAUCUUGUACAUGCAUUUAGAUAUUAUGAUAAGGAUGGUAAAGGGGUGAUAGAUAUCAAUGAUUUACGCGACGUUUGUAUACAGUACCAUUUACCACUGGAACCAGAAUUAUUAGAACAAUUACUGGAUAGUUGUGAUUCAAACAGGGAUGGAGCAAUAGAUUAUGUAGAAUUCUCUAACUUUCUCAACUGGAAAGAUAAAAUGAAGUCAGGACUACCAGACAAACCAGAUACUCCACUUAAUUCUUCAAGAAGCAAAAGUGCUGUUUCAGAUGAUUUAGUCAGAAAAUCUGUACACAGUGCAGAAAGUACACCUCGACGAUUGAAGUUACAGAUUGAUAGAGCCAUCGGAGAUCAUAGAACAAGUGCUAAUAUGAUUAAUGCUGUUGUUGGAGGAGUUUCUACCAGAGAUUACAGGACCUAUGGUGUACCUACAAUAAGAACAGACAUCCAUGCUCCCAGGAUUAGGCGAGUUGACGAUAACAAGAACUAUGGAGAUGAAUCAAAUGCUUAUGGUCUUGUAAAUCCAUCUAUCUUUAGCAGACGUCAUGUUUAUGAAAAGGAUUUCCUACUACCCAGAUCUAAAGAAGAGCUUAAAGCAAUUUUCCACAAUAUUGGUGUGCAGAUGACAGGAGAAAUGUUUGACCAGGUUUAUAAUAUGGCUGCUAAACAGAAUCCAAAAGGUCAUGUCAGUGUAGAAUCCAUAAGAGGAGUCAUUGAUGAUAUCCAAGCUCAUCAAGUCAUGACUGGACAACAUCCAAUGGCUGUAUAAUUUUUGUUAAAACAAAGACUUAAAAAUUGUUUAUAAGGAAGAUUUUUACCAUUUGAUAAGAAACAUGUUAAUCUGAAACCAAACUUUUUUUUCAGAAUAAUACCAUAACCCUUGAGAUUUCUAUUGAGUUUUGGCAAUAGGAGUAAAUAAGCUUAAACACUCAUAAUAAAGAUUGGUCAGUUUGAUGUAAAAAUAUUUCAUUUUUCACUAUGACUAUAUAUGACUUUUUUAAAUUGUAUGAAAAACUGCCCUACAUGCAUGUGUAGAUGUCGUAGAUGUACAUUUAUUUGUUCCUCAAAUGUGAAGGUUUGGAAUGUUUUCUUCUUUUCAUUUAUAUAUAUCAUAAUUUGACAUCAUUUUCAUACAUUAAUUGUAACAAAAAGAAUUGAUGGAAGGCAAAACUAUUUUUAUCCUCCGCAUUGAUUAAUUUGUAUGAUUUCUACCUGAAGUACAAAAUGCUACCUUACAACAUAAUACUGUACACAUUAAUGGACUUGUGAGCAACUUAAAUUAUUAUUACUGGUAUGUUUUCAGAAAAGAAAAGGGUCAAUUGAAGAUUUAUGCUAGGAUAUUAAUAGUUUGCAAGGUGCUGUAUUAUUGUGAAAUACCUUAAGUUUAUAUAUUUUUUAAAUCUAUGCAGAAUUUUUAAGUUCAAAGUUUAUAUCAAUCAAAGCUUUAAAAGAAACAUGCAAAUAAUUGUUGAUUAUUAUCCAGCAUUCACACAGCAUUACACCAAUAAGUAUUAUAGAAAUAUCCCAUAUAUUUUAUAUCUUGUUACUACUGUAAAUCUUCUUGAUGAAUAUCAAAAUGACUAAUACAGGCCCAAGUCUGCAUGUAAAGCCUUAUGCCUCACAAAUUUUGAUUUCAAAAGUUUGUAAAAAUUCUUGUUACAUUUAGUAUUUGUUUAUGAUCAUCAUGAAAUUUACACAUUUUGAUUUUUAAGACAAUGACAUGCUUGUUAAUGAGAUCCCAGUAUAAUUAUGAGUUUAUGAGUCUUUUAUUGAGAUUGCAUAAUUUUUGCAUUAAUUUCAUAGUUGUCCAAUAAUUCAAAUGUGAAUUAGAAAUCGUAAUCUUUUCUACGUUUUCAUACUUUUUUAAGUUUAACAGCAUAGCACCAUAGUAAUACAGAAAUAUCAAAAUCACUGUUUUUGAUGUAUUUUUGUAAUUGUGAAGAUUUCACCUGUUAGUAUUUUUUACCAAUUUUUAUGAGACCACAAACACUGAGUAUUAAUAUAUAACAUUCACCAACAUAUAUAUAUAUAUAUAUAUAUAAAUGUAGAACACAUUAGCAUUACACUUGAGCAGUAUCAAACAAUGUAUGGUCACUUUGAACAAAAUAUAUUAAUUGCUCAACACCGCAUUUAAUCUCAGCAUUGACACCACAUAGUAUUAGCCAAUUAUUUUUAUAUCAAACGAAAUUUACUGAAUAUGAGCCCCUGGGGCAUUGCUUUUUUCUAGGUAGAGGUUGAAAAAUAGUUACUCAGAAAAUAUGAUAUAUCCAUAAAUGUGGUUUUGUUUUUUUUAUCUCACUCAGCAUUGAUGCAGUUAUUUUAAGUAAAUUACUGGGAAAAUGUUUAUACAUUAAGUGCCAAAAUAAUUUAACCCAGAAAUAUUAAUAUUUGCAUUUUAUGAUACAGUAUAUAAUCUUUUUUGGUAAAUUAUGGUUGAUAUUUAGUCAACAAUGGAACAGUUGUAUUAGUCGGACAUAAACAUUUUAAAGUAAACUUUUUAAUGACUUUUUGUUGAAAAAUAAUGUAGCUUUAGAUCAAAUAAUUAAGCACUUUCAUAUAAAUUUAACCUAUAUAUUUUGAUACCCAUUUUACAGAAUUUCAGCAUUCCUAACACAUUUAUUGAAGCAAAGAUUGUGAAUAUCAAGUUUUCAGUGAGAUUAUUUUAAUUAGAUGACAGAGUUGUCAGAGCUUUAGAUUUUCUUCAUAUACAUGAGAAAAGUCCAUGGAGAAUAAUGUCAAACUCGUAUACCAUUGUUUGUAUUUUAUUGUAUAUAAAAGUACCAAUAAGCAUUGAGAUGUGCUAAAAAUAAUAAGAGAAUUUUCAAAUUGAUAUGAGUAGAAUUUAAAAUAUUAAAGUUGUAUGAUUUAUAUUUUUCAUUAUUUAUUUGUGUUUUAGAAACCCUUACUCCCAAAUAAAACAAUUAUUUCAAUGAGAUGUAGAGACUAUAUUUUUCAGUUUUACCAUAGUGUAGUCUACUUUAAUGACCUUUAUAAGUAUUUUCUGUUUUAAUCCUCAAUAUAGAGUAGGAUACUUUUCAGGAUAUUUUUGUUUAUUCUUAUAAAUAUUUUUUGUUAGACUUUUAGAUAUUUUUCAUACAUUUUUAUGUCAUUCAUUUUUAAAAUAGCUUAUUUUAUCAGUGUAAAGUUUUAAGUACAUCUCUUAAACAUUUUCAGUCACCCUUCAAAAUCUGAUUUCAAUAAAUAAAAUUAAAGUGAAGCUUUUACUCAAGAAUCUAUUCCAAAAAAAAAAAUCAGUUUGAAAGUUUUAUGGCAGUAUAGAUGAUAAAAUUCCAUAACAUAUUUUGGAAGUUCACUUGGAACUGUAUACUAAUGUCAUCCUUUUUGCAGUCCCAAAAAGUGCUGCUUAGAUUUUAAGCUAUAUUUUGACUAGGUAUAUUAAUACUUAUAAACCAAGCUUUAUGGAAAAUGCAACCUCUACAUGCAUUUUUGUAAAUUCUACAUGUAUAUUUUCAUUAAUGAUAACAUUUGUUAUUGUUUAUUUCCUUGUUGAUUGUGAAGUUUGUUGAUGUAUGUAAGGUAUGACAACUAUUAAAGAAGUAUAAAAUUCA